Molecule: messenger RNA, 4702 nt
Organism: Trachymyrmex septentrionalis
Lineage: Eukaryota; Metazoa; Arthropoda; Insecta; Hymenoptera; Formicidae
Exons: 21
Coding region: 294-4658 (1454 amino acids)
Biological process (GO): transcription by RNA polymerase III
Cellular component (GO): transcription factor TFIIIC complex
Molecular function (GO): DNA binding; protein binding
Source: RefSeq, a predicted model, not a curated record
UUUCAGCAAGGUGUGUGUUUACUGUUUACGUGUGUGUACGCAGUUUAAAAAGGUAGAACGCGCAACACCUGUACAAAAAACAAAAAGAAUUUUUUAUUUAUCGCAUAAUAUGGUAAAAUUGAACUUCCUCGUCUUACAUGUUAUGGUGUAGGAGUCAAUUUUUAUAAUUGCUUCUAUCAUCUUUUACCCUACGAAAGAGAGAGAGGAGAUAGCUCGUAUGAUAUAUCCCUUAAAAAAAUUAAUGUUUUUCUAAAAAUAGAGCAUACGAUGAAGUAACUAAGAGUGAUUCAAGUAUGUUUCCUCCUUGCUUUGAGAAGUUGAAGAAUAUUUGUAUUAGUGACGCAGCUAAUUCAUCUAUCUCAAACAAAAACAUUGUAUUAUCGGAAAUGGAUAGGAAGCAUAAUGAAUAUUCUGGCAUUAAAAAUAACAAUAAGUGCGAAAAUAGGUCCAUUAUUCUAGAGAGUUAUGCACAGGAAAGGCUUCAUACUCCAAGUAACAAUUUUAUCAGAAUAGGAGUUAACAAAUCUGAUAAUCUGGAGCAGAAGAUACAUAUAGGAAGAGAGAAUGCAAUGGAAAGUGAAACAAAUUCAAAUAGAAAUAAAGUACCUGAAUCCUAUAAAUUAGUUACUCUACAAAAUACAGCACGUGAAACUGAAUUUGUACCUGAAUAUCCUACUAAAAGAGAAAAUUUAGAUUAUACAUCAAAUAUACGUUCUCAAAAAAAACUUUUGUUCUCAAUUAAGCCGGGAACAUCUAUGGAAACAAAAAGCACAGAUAUCUUAGUGGCAUCCAGAGACAAAAGUAUAAGUUUAUUACAUCAAUCAUGUGCAGAGGAUAAUGCUAAUAUAAACAAAACCAUACCUGAUCAAAAUGAAAAAGAUUUUCAGAGGGACAAAAUGAAUGAUGUUAUUGUAUCAAAUAAUUUUACCCAAAGUUUAACUGACGAUAACAUCUUGUCGAUCAAAAUACAAAAUCAAAUUAUGAACGAACAGCAUAUUACUUUAUCAGACAAGAGAACUGUAACGAAAAAGCAAGAAAUUGAGGAAAUCAAGAAUGGAGUAACUGUACUACCAGCUAAACCAACAAUAUCACUGCGCACAAAUUUGAAAGCUUCUAUCGAAGAUAAUAAUAAAAAGUCAAAAUUAAUUAAAGUUGAAAAUAAAUUGACAAAUUCAAUGCAAUCAUUUGCAGGAGGAGCGCAAUCGACGAUAGUAGACGAUAGUAACGAUUUAAAGUUGACAGAAAAAUGUUCAGAGCUUGUACAUUCGAUUAAGCAAGAAAUUCCAUCUGAAGAAAAUACAAAUAGGAAGUUUAUAUCUAAAGCAGCGGAUGAAAAUGAUGAUUUAUUUAAAUCAUCAUUUUUAUCCGUUGAGAAUAAUGCAGAACAUCGGGAUACAUCUGUAGCAAGUGAGAUAAAUGUGGAAUAUGACGAACAAAGCCAGUCAUUUGCAGUACAAAAUAUCAAGAGAAAAAGAGGUAGACCUAAGAAAGUGAAAGAUAGUUCCACAGAUCAAAUCACGCCGAACAGAUCAAGAGAUGAUAUGUUGCGAGAGAUUCCCAAAACUAGCACCGAAUCCAUAACACAUGACAGAAGACGCGCUAGUAAAAGAUUUGAUAUCAGUAUGAGCGAUGAAACUGAUACCGCGGAAGAAGAAAUUUUCGUCGUCAAGAAACGAGGUCGACCACCUGGUUCAAGAGGCCGGGGUCGAGGACGCGGUCGAGGACGCGGUAGAGGACGCGGUAAAGGAACAUUACAAAAUUUGAUAGAUACCGAAUACACUCCUAGAUUAACAACGACAAACGUUUCUCAAUCGACAACGGAGAAGAGUAACAAAAUAGAUGACACAAGUGCAACAAGUUGUAUAAUGAAUGCCGAAGACGCUAUUACAGAUUCGAAAGUUACACAUAUUGAAAAAGCCAUACAAUUAAUAACUUGUGCUAAGUGUAACCAAGAAGUACCGAAGAAACAAUGGUCAUCACACAAUUUACAUCACCAUAAUAAUAUGGCUUGGCGAAAAGACGAUGAACCAUUGGAUUUCGAAAAUGACGUAAAAUUGUUGAAGAGAGUAUUAACUGCUGCUCUUAAGCAAAAAAAGAAAUUUCUAACUUGUGAAAAAUGCGAGGCUACGAGACGGAGUGUUGAUGGUUUUAUAUCACAUAUGCAAUUUUGUGGUAAAUCAGAAGAAGAAAGACAAGCGUUAAUGGUGACAUGUCCCAUUUGCUACGCAAAUAUGAUGCCUUCCUCUGUGGAAGUACAUGAACGUUACCACAGACAACUAGAACAGAGUAAAAUUGAAGAAGCAGAACUACGACUAGGAAGAACUAAACGGAAAGCAGCAGAGAAAGCAAUGCCAAGGAUAUUGGAACUCACCAAAUCUUUACAAGAGCAAAAUCUAAGCACGAACGAUGUAAUACAAAUGACGAAUAAGAAAAAAAUACCAAGCGCUUGGAAAGUUAUGUGGAAAAAAGAACUAGAAUCAGGUGUCAUAUCUUGUAAACAUAUAGGAUGUACUUUCACGUGUUCCUCUUACGAAAACAUUUGUGAACAUUACUAUCAAUGUGAUUUCAUUCCACAAGAGAAUUAUAUGUGUAAAAUCUGCAAGUUUUCUGCAGAUUCUGGAAAUAAGAUUGUAGAUCAUAUAACAGAAACUCAUUCCGUUUGUGACUUGGAGAAAUAUUCUGAUUAUGAGACAGAGGAAGAUGAGUGUUUAUCAGAUGAAAGUAGACUUGAAUGUAAUGUAAAACGAAAGUUCAGUAGUCGUCGUCUAUCGAAAAUAAAAUCCGACAGUACAAGAAUCUACCGAAAAAUGGCUUUCUUGGAUAAAGAAACAACGCAAAGUCCCCAUUCAAAUGAAAUUUAUAAACCAGCUUUACAUUGGACUCUGGAUUUUGAGCUGAAAAAUUAUGAAUUGGCAUUAUUCAAAGAUGAUAUGCCGAAUUGUUUUACGUUAUUGGAAAAUAAUGAUGCCGCAACAUAUCUCCCAGAAUUAACAGUUUCAAUGGCCUUCAAGCAAGUAAACGUCAAUUUAUCGAAAACGAAUUCAGACAAGGAUAAUUGGAAUCGUAUAAAUAGAUUUGAAAGUGAUAUCUAUGAAGCUGUGCCAACAUUUUUUGUCGGUGGUCCUAUAUGGGCGUUAGCAUGGUUGCCCAUUCCAUCAUUGAUGUGGUUCAAAAAUCCGAUUCAAUACGUCGCAAUAAGCACACAUCCCACGAUGGAAAGUAAAUAUACUGUGAGAAAUAAAUAUUUGGGCCCGAAUAUCAUACAGAUAUGGGAUGUUGGAUCCUUAAAUCAUCAAGUUAAUAGCAAGAAUAGAUCGCCCGUCUUAGCUUAUGCGAUUGCGCAUAAUAGCGGUACAAUUUGGUGUUUAGAGUGGUGCCCAUCGGGAUGCUAUCAGGAUGUUGAUCUUGACAAUUAUAAAGCAGACGAAAGUAAAAUUAGACGAAUGGGAUUACUUGCAGCUGCAUGCUCGGACGGAUGUAUAAAUAUUUAUUCGCUACCGUUUGCGGACGAACUUAAAUUCGAAAAAACGGAAAAUAAUUCAUUGCCGAUUUACAAGACUGAUCCGGUAAUGACACUGGUUGUAAAUACUCUUAUGUACGAUAAUAAUGAACAAGAUUGGCAAUGCACUAAACUGUCGUGGACGAAGGAACAUGGACAUAGCACUAUUGCUGCAGGUUUUUCGAAUGGUUACAUCGGACUGUGGCGUCUUACGACUACCUCACCUCUGUUGCUCAAUGUACGGAUGAAUACAAAAUUUAUAAAUGUUUAUCAACAUUUCUUUGCUCAUUACAACGCAAUUACUAUGGUAGCAUUAGUUCCGUACGGUAAAAGUCGAUUCCUCGCUUCCGCGAGUGUAGACAAAUCGUAUAAAUUUUGGGACUUGGAAGAAACGAGUACACCGCAAAGCUAUAUAAAAAAAGGCAUAGUAUCGAACGGUGCAUGGAUGAUGAACUGGCCGUGUGCAAUUCUUAGUUUCGACGAUGCACUUGGAUAUCAUUAUACGCAUUCCAUGAUAAUACCGUUGAGAGAAUACGGAUACAAGUAUUGUCCAAUUUUAGCAACCAACUCGCCAACUUAUGGUCUCGCUGUUUCCGAUCACGCUAAUAGUAUUGCACAUGGUACUUUAGCUGGAGAAGUAAUGACUGUCUUUCCUCAUCAACUGUUGUAUAAUACAGAAAAAAUAUUGCCUAAGAAAAGACAGUUGAACUCUUUUAUUGAGACGGUGGAUUUUUUAAAGGAACAGCAACAUAGAGAUAACGAAAACGAUCAAAAUAAAGAUAAAAAGAGUUCCAAAGAAUAUCACUAUAUGCCAGAAACCUAUAACGAAUGCAACGAUCGUUUUGGAAUCGUCUUCCAUGAUAAUUUAAUGGAUUUGGAAAAAUAUACCGCUAGGAAUAAACCGAAUAAGGAUACUUUGAAUAAUGACAAACUGAUAUCUGUCCCUAUUGAACAAUACCCAUUUACUUCUGCAAACAGGAUGGCUUGGAAUCCAAAUGCGUGGAGUUAUCUAUGGCUUGCAACGGGCUAUCAAAACGGCUUAGUGAGAUUAUUGAACUUGAAUUUCAUGUCCAAGUUCCGUGAUUUGAACACUUUGCUACUGGCACACGAAAAGUCUAUGCUUAACAAAAAAGAACAAGUUGACAUCGUUGUCACAUAGACGACGAAAAUAGAGAAUUUUAUAGAUCAUCCUUUGUUUAUAAA